This is a messenger RNA of Uloborus diversus, 2856 nucleotides long. It is a transcript of the gene Pop1, whose product is annotated as ribonucleases P/MRP protein subunit POP1-like. Gene Ontology annotation, cellular component: ribonuclease MRP complex; nucleolar ribonuclease P complex. Bases 229 to 2817 code for a protein of 862 amino acids. The transcript is spliced from 8 exons. The record is from RefSeq and is a predicted model, not a curated record. Gene Ontology annotation, biological process: tRNA 5'-leader removal. NCBI's taxonomy places the organism in Eukaryota, Metazoa, Arthropoda, Arachnida, Araneae, Uloboridae.
AAACGCCCGAGUUGAACACCACGUGUUCGUUUGAAAUUCCUAUUAAUUUAAAGUAUAUUUAUUGUACUAGGUGCUGCUUUGUGUGAGUUUUGUUUGAAAAAUCAGUGGUUAAGAGAAAAACCCAUAAGAUUGUAUUUUCUUUGGCAAGUGUAACAAAAUGGAAGAUUGUAAGCAAUUUUGAAAUUUUAUUUUAAAAUUAUUAUUAUUAAUUUUAACAAAUUGAUUUUUAUGAGUUAUUUUAUUUAUUUUUUUUUUACAGCUGUCAGUGUGUUGAAGUUUGCUGAAUGUCGAGCAAGAGAAAUAUUUAGUGUUAUGAAAGAUGUUGUACGCAAGGAGCCAAAGCUCGCCUCUCAGAAUUUGCCGCAUAAUAUGCGAAGACGAGCUGCAAGUUAUAAUCCAAAGCGAUUGCCCAGAAAUUUAAGGAAUGCUGUUGCCAAGCAGGAAAAAUCAAAGCAUAAAAAACGGAAACAUUGCCAUAAAAAUCGCCAAACUGAAUACCUCAAGCGUCAGCUAAACUCAACAUGGUUGCCAACGCAUAUUUGGUUCGCCAAGCGAUUUCAUAUGAAGAAAAUGUAUGGAUAUAAGUUACCUUUGCAUUCUACAGGAAAACAUUUUCGAGUGUCAUUUAAGGCUGCUACAAGAAAGACAUUGUUACAGGACAUGUCGUAUUAUUGUUGCAUUGAAUUGAAGGGAACGCAAGAAAACCUUUUGUUGAAGUUAUCUUCUUUGACAAAUGACUCACUAGGUACUAACUUCUCAUCAGAAUUAUAUAUUGAUGGAAGUAAAGAGGGGCAUUGUUUCUUAUAUCACCCUUUCUCAUAUCCCUUCCAAGCCAUUGGCUUUGUUUCCUUUCUGUGGAAACCGUAUUCAAACAUUGAAGUGACAAACAAUUCAAAAUACCAGUGCCCCUCCCCAAGCAGCACAGUUCGUCAAUUAUGGAUCUGGUGUCAUCCAUCCACGCAUUCUGAAGUAGUUGAAGUCCUCACUGAAAUAUUUCAUCUGAAGGAAAGUUGCAGCAAGCUGGAAGACAGCUCGAUCGAGAAAGAACCUGAAAGUAAAUUGGAAAAUAAAAGGCCUGAACAUAAUUUUGCUUCCAGGGUUAAUCACACAAAAACAAAACUCUACUUCAAAAAGGAAAGAGUUUUUACUGGUGAGGAUGUCACCAUGACAUUGCUGAAAGAUACUUUAGUCCGUCAUCGUCUGAUUGGGCCCCUUGCAUUGUCUGCAAUCACUAAGGUGUUGAAAUCUGCUGAUGUCUCCAUGUUGGAUGGCCAAAGCUUUUCAGUUCCUGCAGGUGAAGCCACCAUCUCAGCAUCGAGUGAAGGCCAGUCAUCCAAAAGUGGCGAAACUAUUCGUCCACCAGUAGAUGGAAAGCUUUGGUGGCAGAAGUUCUAUGAAAGCGAAGAGACCAGAAAUGUCCACAUCAUGAAAACCAAGCUUCUAGAAAACUUGGCAAAUGUGAAUUUUUCUUAUUUGCUUCCUUUGAGUAUGGUUGUUGGACUUACAGUAAAAGAUCCACGCUUGGAUUGGACUUCUAAAAAGGCAGAAAAUGAAAAUUACUUUCAAGGAAACAAUGAAGAAUUAGCUGUUAUGAGAGAAUUUCCACCUUACUACGCUUCCUCGGCAUUAUGGGAGAAAGAAAUUCGGGAUGAAGUUACUGAAACACAGCUGUCUGAAAAUGAGAUAAAUAAGGAAAGAUCAAAAUACGUUUGUCCUAAUGAAGGAGUGAACCUAGGAUUACGUGAAAACAAAGUGCCUGUUAUACUUGUUCACCAGCCUGGAUUUGAUGGUGUAGGCAGUGGCUGGGAUCUAAUUGCUCCCCAGGGUUGGAGCAUGGCAUUCUGGAUCCCAUUCAGCUAUGGUGGAUCACAUGUCGCUGGACUCAGGGAUGUGAGCACUGUAAACAUAGAAGCUGGUGUUCCAAACUUCCCUUACAGCUACCCUGAUACCGCUGCUGGUAGAGUGUACGAAGAAGAAGAUCAGGAAGAAAAUACCAAGAAAUUUUUGAGGUAUCCACCUAAUAAGAGACCUAAUUUUGAAUCCUUGGGCACUGUGUCACCUUUUAGUAUGCCCUGGGUAACACUUUUAGAUAACUGGGAAGACGAACUUAAGCAUCAAAAUUCUGAGUGGAUCCAAACAGUUUUUUCGUCUUCCAAUGUAUCUUCCUCCCAAAGACCAUCCGAUAAAGAUAGCAGCAGUAUGUUUGUUCUGAGAUCUAAAAGACUGUUGAAAGAACUGAAGAGAUUGAAUAAAAAUAUUUCUAAAAUGGUCUGCACACUGGAUACGGAGGACGCACAGGAAACGCUGGAUUCAUUAACUUCUUUUGUGAAUUUGUGUGUUGCAGAAGUUGAACUCAUAAAAAGAUCAAUUGUUUUAGUAAAAAUUGAUUCUCUGUGUAGAGGCAUACCAAAGAAAUUUUCCGCACUUUAUUUACCAAAUGAAUCCGACCACCAGUUGCUGAGAGAGAAUUCCAAACUUCUGAAUCCUGUAGAACCGAAUCAUUCUGAACCAUCCAAUAAAAGGCAGAAGUUAUCUAAAAAGGAAAAAAAGGAAAAGCUUGAGCAUAUGUUAUCGUCUUGGAAGAAGCCUGAAAAUUUAUUUUUGAAUUCUGAACGUAAAAUUAUAGGUUUUGUGUCGGAAGGUGGUUUUUCCAGUUUGAGAGGCUUUGGGUGCGGCAUAGGACACUGUGCUUUGACAGGUUUUCUUACAUUGUUUGAACAUUGUAUAAAAUUUCAAAUACCACCAGUAAUGUUAUUUAGGGAGCAGAGCAGUUUUCAAUAUCGUGCUGCUAAUGUUGAAGUAAUUGAUUUCUACUAGUUUAUAUAAAUAUUAUUUUAAUUAUAUUCUUCACUAUGU